CUGAAAGCUGUAGAAAAUUACACCUUCCUUAUUUUCAAGGUCUAAGUACAGUAUAUAUAGUGCUAGAACCAGCUCUAGUGGCAUAGUUACCUGCGGUAAGGGAUCAACACCAUUACAAUAUGAAAUCCUUCUUAGUCUGCCUGUUUCUGGCUGGAGUUGCAGUCGCCCAACAUGGUCAUGGUUGGGGAGGAUGGGCCGGUCAUGGUCUUGUCGCUCCAGGAGUAGCAGCUCAUGGACUAGUCGCCCCAGCAUUGGCCGCCCCCAGUUUGGUAGCUCCAGCAGUUGCCGCCCCUAGCUUGGUAGUGCCAGCAGUCGCCGCCCCCAGUUUAAUCGCUCCAGCAGUUGCUGCCCCUGGACUCAUCGCCCCAGCUAGUGCUGCAGGUUCCCUGUACGCUGCCCCCACAGCAGCAGGCUCCCUCUACGCCGCCCCCACCGCAGCUGGUUCCCUCUAUGCCGCCCCAAGUGCUGCUGGAUCUGUAGUUGCCGCACCCACCGCAGCUGGAUCAGUCUAUGCCGCUCCUAGCGCCGCAGGUUCUAUCGUCGCCGCACCUUCAGCCGCCGGUUCCAUCGCAGCUGCCCCUAGUUCCGCUGGAUCCAUCGUUGCCGCACCAUCUUCUGCUGGAUCCAUCGCUGUCGCCCCAUCUUCAGCUGGAUCCAUCGCUGUCGCACCAUCCCACGCAGGUUCAGUUGCUGCUGCUCCAUCAGUUGCAGGAUCAGUUGUUGCUGGACAUGGCGCUGCAGGUUGGGCAAGUCAUGGAUGGGCAGGACAUGGUCAUGGUCAUUGGUAAAAUAUGAAAUUAAUUUGAAAUCUUAAAGGCUGAUGAUAAAUAAAACGCAAAACAACUUUGUACAAAGCAAU
Messenger RNA from Nezara viridula (southern green stink bug), 859 nucleotides. NCBI's taxonomy places the organism in Eukaryota, Metazoa, Arthropoda, Insecta, Hemiptera, Pentatomidae. The record is from the annotation of a GenBank genome assembly.